This is a messenger RNA of Lachancea lanzarotensis, 2946 nucleotides long. RefSeq names its product LALA0S01e05688g1_1 (gene PFK1). Gene Ontology annotation, biological process: fructose 6-phosphate metabolic process; canonical glycolysis; fructose 1,6-bisphosphate metabolic process. Gene Ontology annotation, molecular function: fructose-6-phosphate binding; identical protein binding; 6-phosphofructokinase activity. Gene Ontology annotation, cellular component: cytoplasm; mitochondrion; 6-phosphofructokinase complex. The coding region runs from base 1 to 2946 and encodes 981 amino acids. The transcript has a single exon. The record is from RefSeq and is a predicted model, not a curated record. Lineage: Eukaryota; Fungi; Ascomycota; Saccharomycetes; Saccharomycetales; Saccharomycetaceae.
AUGACUCAGGACGCCGUAUACGGCGUGGCUUUCAGAUCUGUCGCCACGACAGACGAAACCGCCUACAGACAAGCCAUCAAGUUCUACCACAAGCUUGGAUUCUCGACCGUCAAGACUUACGACAAGUUCAGAGGCAACAAACAGAGCACUCCAACGUCAGGAACUGCGCAGGGAUCUGUCAAGGAGACCUGGCUGGAAAGCUUCAAGCUGUCUGAAGUAGACAGUAACGGGUUCCGUAUCCCACAACAAGAAGCGUCUAACCACAACCAAAGUGACGGUGCUUUGUUGAAAAUCAGGCUUGUGACCGCAGAACCACUCGAAACUGCAGACACUAGCGUCACCUACUACAGCGCUCAGCCACAACACAUCUCGGAAGCGCUCCCAGAAGCCCAAAGCCUCGACAACGGCGAAUAUGUGGCCAAGGACCCCUUGGGUAACAUCUUGCGCUUUUCACCCUUCGUGAAAGCCGGUGAAGACAAACCUGUGGGCUCGGACUUCUUUUUGAAGGAAGAAAAAACACCUGCAGACUAUCUCAAGCCACAAGAGCACAAUGCUUCUAUGACCUCUGCUGGCUCCGAACUCUCUGACGGCAAGGGCGGCAUCAAGAGAAAAAUCGCUGUGAUGACCUCCGGUGGUGACUCCCCAGGUAUGAACUCUGCCGUUCGUGCGGUGGUUAGAGCCGGCAUUUACUACGGUUGCGACGUUUACGCCGUCUACGAAGGUUAUGAAGGUUUGUUGCAGGGCGGAGAUCUGUUGCGCAAAAUGGAAUGGCAAGACGUUAGAGGCUGGCUCAGUGAGGGUGGUACCUUGAUUGGAACCGCUCGUUGUAUGGGGUUCAAAGAACGUAAGGGUCGUAAACAGGCUGCUGCCAACUUGAUCACACAAGGUAUUGACGCUCUGGUCGUUUGUGGUGGUGAUGGUUCCUUGACCGGUGCUGAUUUGUUCAGAUCUGAAUGGCCUUCUUUGGUCGAAGAACUGGUAAACGAUGGUGUUUUCACUGCCGAACGCGUCGAGCCUUACAGAAACCUCAAGAUUGUUGGUCUCGUUGGUUCCAUUGACAACGAUAUGUCCGGAACCGACUCCACCAUCGGUGCUUACUCCGCGCUUGAGAGAAUUUGUGAGAUGGUUGAUUACAUUGAUGCUACUGCUAAAUCCCACUCUAGAGCUUUCGUCGUUGAAGUCAUGGGAAGACACUGUGGUUGGUUGGCCUUGAUGGCUGGUAUUGCUACCGGUGCCGACUACAUUUUCAUCCCUGAAAGAGCCGCCCCUGCUGGUGAGUGGCAAGCCGAACUGAAGAAGGUCUGUCAAGCACACAGAGACAAGGGUCGCAGAAACAAUACUGUCAUUGUGGCUGAAGGUGCUCUUGACAACAAUUUGAAAUCCAUUACCGCGGAAGAAGUCAAGGACGCCUUGGUCGACUUGGGUUUGGAUACUAAAAUCACCACCCUAGGCCACGUCCAGAGAGGUGGAACUGCUGUGGCUCACGACAGAUGGCUAGCAACUUUGCAAGGUGUGGAUGCUGUUAAGGCUAUUUUGGAAAUGACACCAGAAACACCUUCGCCUUUGAUUGGUAUUCUCGAGAACAAGAUUAUUAGAGUGCCAUUGAUGGAAUCAGUUAAGCUCACCAAGAGUGUUGCCACCGCUAUCGAAAGCCAAGAUUUCGACAAAGCUAUUUCUCUUCGUGACACCGAGUUUAUUGAGCUGUACGAAAAUUUCCUCUCCACCACUGUCGAGGAUGAUGGCUCCGAAAGACUACCAGAGAAUGAGAGAUUGAACGUUGCCAUCGUUCACGUCGGAGCUCCAUCUGCUGCGUUGAAUGCUGCUACUCGUGCGGCAACUUUAUACUGUUUGUCGCGUGGUCAUACCCCUUCGGCCAUUUUGAAUGGUUUCAGUGGAUUGAUCCAAACCGGUGAAGUUAAAGAAUUGUCAUGGAUCGAUGUGGAGAACUGGCACAAUUUGGGUGGAUCCGAAAUCGGAACCAACAGGUCUGUCGCUAGUUCUGACAUGGGCUCUAUCGCUUAUCAUUUCCAAAAGAAUAAGUUCGAUGGUCUAAUCAUCCUUGGUGGUUUUGAAGGUUUCAAAUCUUUGAAGGAACUACGUGACGCUCGCGCUCAGUACCCAAUUUUCAACAUUCCUAUGGUGUUGAUUCCAUCCACUGUCUCCAACAACGUACCGGGUACCGAAUACUCCCUAGGUGUUGAUACCUGUCUGAAUGCUCUAGUCAAUUACACUGAUGCUAUCAAGCAAUCUGCUUCCGCUUCCAGAAGAAGAGUUUUUGUUGUUGAAGUGCAAGGUGGUCACUCUGGUUACAUUGCCUCUUUCACAGGGUUGGUUACCGGUGCCGUGUCCGUGUACACACCAGAAGACGAGAUCGAUCUGAAGAGCAUCAGAGAAGAUUUGGCGCUACUAAAAGAAAACUUCCGUCAUGACCAGGGAGAAACUCGUAACGGUAAGCUUCUAAUUAGAAAUGAGCAAGCCUCUAGCAUCUACACCACUCAGCUCCUAUCUGAUAUCAUCGCAGAAGCUUCGGACAACAAGUUCGGAUCAAGAACCGCAAUCCCUGGACAUGUACAGCAAGGUGGUGUUCCCUCGUCCAGAGACCGUGUUACAGGUUCCAGAUAUGCCGUCAAGUGCGUAAAGUUCAUUGAAGCAUGGAAUAAAAAGAACUCCGAUGAGCAGAACGAGGAUUUCAAGAUUUUGAGAUUCAAGUAUGUCAACGGCGUCAAGGAAUACACUCUUCAUGACGAGGAUGCUUCGGCUGCCAUUAUUGCCGUGAACGGAUCCCAUAUUUCUUUCAAGCCAAUCGCCCACUUGUGGGAGGAAGAGACUAACGUUGAAUUGAGAAAGGGUCAAGAGAUCCAUUGGGAAGAAUUCAAUAAAAUCGGAGAUAUACUUUCCGGAAGACUAAACCUAAGAAAAGAAGUAUGUGCUGAUGAGAGUAUCUAA